This is a messenger RNA of Neolamprologus brichardi, 2029 nucleotides long. It is a transcript of the gene taf1b, whose product is annotated as TATA box binding protein (Tbp)-associated factor, RNA polymerase I, B. Gene Ontology annotation, biological process: nucleolar large rRNA transcription by RNA polymerase I; RNA polymerase I preinitiation complex assembly. The record is from RefSeq and is a predicted model, not a curated record. Gene Ontology annotation, cellular component: RNA polymerase I core factor complex; RNA polymerase transcription factor SL1 complex. Gene Ontology annotation, molecular function: RNA polymerase I core promoter sequence-specific DNA binding. NCBI's taxonomy places the organism in Eukaryota, Metazoa, Chordata, Actinopteri, Cichliformes, Cichlidae.
GCGCGAAGAAGAAGAGUCCCAGCGUCUCCAACCAGAGGCACUUGCGGUUGUAACAAAGUGCCGACAAAAUCCAAAGUUUCGUGUUAAAGCUGCAGUUUUCCACUCAGGAUGGAUGACGAACACACGGCCGAGUACACGGUGCCCUGUGCCCAGUGUUCAGCGGUGGACUGGGGCAUUUCGGACGAGGGUCGCUUCUACUGCAGGUCCUGCCACAACGUGAUCGAGAGGACCCGGGAGGUGGUGGACCUGUCCUUCUUAAAGUUGUCCAGCAGGGUGUCGACCAUCAGAGGACCCCGCAAGAAGCAGGCCGAGCGUGGUCACGUGUGGAUGGUCUGCGAGGGUUUCCAGUUCAUCCUGAAGAACCAGGCCGAUGCUCUGCUCGCGCUCGGAGUCCAUCCUCAAUUUAAGGAUGAUGUGCUGUGUCCUCUGUGGAGGUGUUAUCUGCAGAAAAGUCGCCAGGCCUACACCCACGACCCCGUGAGGAGCUGCAAGUUCAGAGUGAGAUCCGUGGGCUCUGACGCGGAGAGCGCCAGCGAGGGGAUCAGCUGCACAGAUGGCGAGUCAAACCCAGCAAGCACGGCGGGCUCAAACACAGAGAAUUCCGGUUUUUGGUCCGGCUCCUCGGACACACUCACCUACCUGUCGGCCAGGAAGAAGCGGAGCCAGAGUCUGCUGAGCAUGAAGAAGACACUGGCUCUGAUCUACCUGGCUCUGGUGUGGAGCCGUGAGGCGCUGACACUCAGCGACCUGCUCAGACUUGUGAAUGAGGGUCACAUCCCGUACUUGAACGCCUAUGAGCAGCUUCCCGAGGAGAUGAAAGUCACGGGGAAGGACUCCCUCAUCUUUGUAGUCGAGACGGUCCCGUCUCAUCACGCCGUUCAUAAGGAGGCCGAGACUCUCAUUCAGUUCCUGCAGCUUCCUGCUUUUCCUCCAAUCAGUCAGCAGACCCUGAUGCACCCGGCGCUGCUCAGCCUCAGAUACCUGUCCGAUGUCAACCUCCCCGAUGAGCUCCACCCCUGGGUCUGCAGGCUGUUGGAGCACACCGGUAUGAUGGAUCAAACGCUUCACACAUUUGACCCACACAAUCACCCCACCCUGCCACGGUAUGACGUGCAAGCCGCUGCCCUCAUCAUCGUCACUCUGAAGCUGUUCUUUUGCCUGGACGACAUGACCGAGUGGCAUCUGUCCAAUGAUCUUGGACGACAGAAGGACUCAGGUAAAGUGUUUAACCUGAGGAGGUGGUACAAAGUGAUGCAGGCCGCUCUGAUUCGAGCUCAAGAGAGGAGAGACCAGACUGUCUCCAGGAAGCAGUGGAAGUCAAAGAAACAAAUUUACCCAAACAAGAAAGAAAAGUGUUCGAUGAUUAAAAAAAAAAGAAUCGCAGAGCAGGUCCAGCUGUGUUUCGAGAAGCUGACUUCCUGUCCAUCGGGGCUCCAGGACGUAGGACCAUCAAGCUUCAUAUUCUGCUGGGGGGACGAGGAGGAAUCGGACGGUCCCAGUCUGCACCACAUGAAGCUGGACGAGGUCGUGACCCGUAGAUACGACUUCCUGACUCCGCUGAACGACAUGUACUGGCACCCGGCGCUCAGACGCUGCUUGUGCUACAAUAGUCAUUACAAGGAGGUGGAGGCAACGCUGCCACGCUCCUUCAUCUGGCUGAUGCAGCUUUUCGCCUUCAUGUUCGACGUGAAGCCGUUUUGCCUCUAUGAGGAGGUCCUGAGUGUGGAGAGGAGGAUCUUUGACACCAGACUGUACAGAGGGAAGAGCAAGGCCAAUGCCGGGGCUUCGGCUGAGACCGCCGGGGCUUCACCCGAGGCCCAGGCUUCACUCAACACCCGGACGUCACAAAGGAUGACCCGGACAUCACCCAGGACGGCUGAGGCUUCACUCGGGACCUGGGCUUCACAGAGGAAGCGGCAGAGAAGUAAGAAGAGCUGAGAACUUGCAGCAUCUGUGGGACAUUUGGCUGUUUCUGCUGCCUCCAUGUUUUUGUUUAAACCAAAGACAUUUUUAAUAAACGUAAAAGGGC